CAGAGCAAGAUGGUCGAUUCGGGCAGCAAAGAGACCGAAACCUCCAGGUUUCUGAAGGAUAAGGAGGCUGGCGGAGAUGAGGCCAAAAGGCCGGAGGAGCUGGAUCCUUCAGACAUCACGUGUGGCUUUUCGAUCUUUAAAGGACCUGCUCUCCAGAGAUUCGCCACUGCUCACAUGUUUGUGAUUAUUUAUGGGAUAGCUAGCUGCUUUCUGGCCAUGGCUUUUACCUAUUUCACUGGAACAAUUACUACGAUGGAGAAACGCUUCAAUAUUCCCAGCAAGAUUUCAGGACUCAUCACGGUGGGCAAUGACAUAAGCACUGUCUUCUCAUCGGCUCUUUUGAGCUACUAUGCCAGUAAGGGACACCGACCACGUUGGGUUGCCUUAGGCCUGCUUAUCAUUACCCUCUUCUGUGUGCUCAUGUUAACUCCACAUUUUUUCUACGGACCCGGAGAAGAGGCACUGAGACUCACGGAGGAGUAUGGAUCAAUGGAAUUCGUUAAUACUACUUUGAACUCCACCCAUAAGGAUGACUCCCUCUGCCAUGAGAAGGACUCGAAAUGUAUAGAGAACACUGCGGAUUAUAAACCGAUUAUCCUGUUUUUCAUAGCACAGUUUAUCGGCGGUAUUGGAUGCUCUCUCUUCUAUGCCCCGGGGCUUUCCUACAUGGACGACAAUCUAUCGAAUGCCAAGACGCCACGCAUGCUGAGUAUGUCUACUUUCCUGCGUAUGCUGGGUCCUGCCAUGGGAUUCUCCAUGGUCUCCUUGUGCCUUCGCCUAUACAUCGAUCCCUUCAAGAAGCCACUGAUCACGCCAGAGGAUCCCCGCUGGAUGGGUGCCUGGUGGUUGGGUUGGAUCCUCCUGACAUUCAUCCUACUUAUCUCAGCCUUUUUCGUAGGCAUCUUUCCCAAAGAGAUGCCCAAAGCCAGGGCCAAACGUUUAAAAGCGGAGGACAAGGGAGAGGUGGACACUCCGCUGGCGGAACGCUCAUUCAAGGAUAUGAUGGAUUCCCUAAAGCGACUGGCCUCCAACAAGGUGUACGUUUACAACACCUUUGCUUCCAUACUCUACUUUUUUGGCUACAUGCCCUACUGGAUAUUUACGCCCAAGUACAUAGAGAUUCAGUACCGCCAAUCGGCUUCCACUUCCACCAUGGCCACGGGAACCUGGGCCCUUGGAUUCUCCGCCGCCGGAGUUCUUAUCUCUGGAUACGUAAUCUCAAAGUACAAGCCGAGUGCCAGGGCAAUGGCUGCCUGGAACUUUGUAGUGGACUACCUCACAGUGGCUGGACUUAUUUGCUAUGUCCUGGUCGGGUGCGACGAGAGCGACAAAGCCAACUCGUUGUCCAUCAUUCCAACUGGCGACACCUGCAGCGCAUCCUGCGACUGUGAAUAUGUGUACUAUGCACCAGUUUGCAGUCCGGAAAACGUCACCUACAUCUCGGCAUGCCACGCGGGAUGCACGGAAAAGGGACUGGACGAUCUUGGAAGGACCAUUUACUCAGGCUGCAAGUGCUUGGGCAGCUCGCUAAACCAAACUUUGUUUUCUAAUGACACAUUUAUGACAUCCCAGUCUCAGAUCGCCAUGGAUGGAGCCUGUCCCGUGGACUGCACCAAACAAUUCCUAAUCUUUCUGGCCGUCAUGUGCUUCUUGAAGUUCGUAGGCGCCACAGGAAGGUCCAGUAAUCUGCUCCUGGCACUUCGAUGCGUCCCCUCAAAGGAUAAGACCUUUGCUCUGGGUUUCGGCAGCAUGGUUUAUUCCGUGCUUACCUUCAUUCCCAGUCCAAUUGUCUUUGGCUGGAUGUGGGAUAGCUACUGCCUAGUCUGGGGAAAGACCUGCGGAUCCAAGGGAAACUGCUGGAUAUACGACUCGAGGUCCUUGAGAUAUACAAUGAACAUCGUGAGCGCUUCCCUGAUUUUCCUGGGAAGCUUUUGGAAUAUCGGAGUCUGGUAUCAUGCUAAGGAUAUGAAAAUCUUUGAUGAGGAGGAGACUGCAGAACCUGGCAACAAGGGUGAAUUGGUAGAGCUUAAGGAGAAGUCAAACUCAAUUAGUGCCGAUAAACAGGCUGAUCAAUUAGAACUUAAGGAAAACCAUUAGGAAAUAAUAUCAAUAUUAUAAUAAAGUUCUUUUCUUUUA
Molecule: messenger RNA, 2136 nt
Organism: Drosophila serrata
Lineage: Eukaryota; Metazoa; Arthropoda; Insecta; Diptera; Drosophilidae
Product: Organic anion transporting polypeptide 58Db
Biological process (GO): transmembrane transport; sodium-independent organic anion transport
Cellular component (GO): basolateral plasma membrane
Molecular function (GO): protein binding
Source: RefSeq, a predicted model, not a curated record